GUGAUACCAGAAUACACAUCAAUGGAUAAGGACCUAAUAGUUGAUUUGGCCGUUACUUUGGCUGCGUCUCUUAUAAAGUGGUAGCAGAAUACACCAUACCAACACAGUUUCUGGCAUAACACUAAAUUUCGAAACUUCAACCAUUCUCUACUAAUUAAUCCAAAACCUUCUUUUUCUUUUUCUGUUUUCCUUAAUGAGGUUCUUCGUUUCUUGCUUCGGCGGUGCUGCCGAUCCUACCGCCGCCACGAAGUCCGCUGUCCCUCCGCCUUCCCGGACUCUCCGCCGCAAACCCCAAUGGAAGCCCUCCCUCGGAUCAAUUUCAGAGGACGCCGCGCCGCCUCACAGGGAGAGGAACGCGACGGCGGACUCCGCCGGAGACGUCAAAAAGAGUGAGAACAGCGCCACUACAAACUCUCACCGCCGUCACUUCAGCGAGAGUAUCGAUUACGGUUGCAGGCGAGUUACGGUGGGAGCGAUGCCAGCCUUCUCUCCUACGCCAUUCAUUUUCUGAACAUUAGAAUUCUGGUCUUAAAUCACGUGUACAUACAUGUUCAUAUGUGGCUUAGAAUAAACAAUAAAUUUGUCGUUUUAUUGUGGGUGGCACUUGUGAAUCAAAUGGGCUUUAGCACAGUA
This is a messenger RNA of Vigna unguiculata (cowpea), 633 nucleotides long. RefSeq lists its product as uncharacterized. Lineage: Eukaryota; Viridiplantae; Streptophyta; Magnoliopsida; Fabales; Fabaceae. The record is from RefSeq and is a predicted model, not a curated record.